Seminavis robusta is the source of this 2202-nucleotide messenger RNA. The record is from the annotation of a GenBank genome assembly. NCBI's taxonomy places the organism in Eukaryota, Bacillariophyta, Bacillariophyceae, Naviculales, Naviculaceae.
AUGGUUUCAGAAAAAGAAGAACCGGAAACCGAUUGGGGAUCACCGCAGGAGUCUGAUCCUCCAACCUCUCCAGAAGAGCCGAAACAUGAAACAUCACAGUCCCUUUUUAAUGAUGCAGCGAACCAGAGCUUCACUUAUUCUGCAGAAGAAAUGGGUGUAAGCUUGGCGUCUCUACAGAGCCAGUCAAUCGGGAGCAACAACUUCAAGGGUGUCCAGUUUGAGCUACAGGAGGUAGUUGCAGAGCUAGUCGAAGCAGAGUCCAACAAUGAGUCGGCCGGUUCGAUUGAUUGGGAGCAGAUUGGACGAGAUGGUCGUAACAGUUUUACCAAGAGCACUUUGACUCUAUACAAUCUCUGUUGGUGGCUAUUCAAGUGGCCAAUCCUUCUCAUCAGUUAUCUAUUAGGUGCCUUGGGGUGUAAGCGAUUGUUGGGCUUAGAUGAGCCCGAUGUUGCUCCUGGGCCUCUAGCAGUGCAGGCCGCUCCGGCAGUCCAAGGAGCAACACUUGCUACUGCAACUGCUGUGGCAAUGGCAGCUGGCAUUGCCAUCACUGCGGCAGUGGUGGCCACUAGGACUCCCGGUGCAAUCCCACCAGCUGACAUCUACUCCAGACCUUUCUGCAACAGCUCCUCUGCUGAUGAUUAUGAGGUCAAGACGGGCAUUACACGCAUAGUUGUGCAGAACGUUACUCCCGAGGAGGUCAAUGCCAACAAAGACAACCUGGAAGAGGCAUUCCGUGACAUCUUCAAUAACCAGACUGAUGGAUGUGAUGAUGAAUAUGAUCGUUUCAUGCUGGGCAAUGAACUGUUAGAGGCAGAAAAUAUCACAGCAGGAGACAUCCCUUUGACACUCACCAUCUGGGAAUCCAAUGUCAGCUGCAACGGCUGCCCAGAUAACAACCCCCUCUUUGAUGAGGGUCCAACUAGAGGUCCUCCGAACGAGGCAAACGACGAUACAGAAAUCAAUCUAAGGUUCCAUGAUUUGGUUACUCGAAUGUCACCGGAGAUUGCCGCUACCAUCGAUGACACCUCUAAGAAAGUGGAUGGUCCUACCCUAACCCACCCACAACAAUCCACACCCAAGACACGGAAUACUCCCAUUGUGUAUAUUGAUGCUGUAGAUCCAAACAACCCAGAUGUGAUUGUUGAAAGCCAUGGAAUCAUGCCAGAUGGGAUGAUUGACAGCCAAGGAACUAUGCCAGAGAAGAUGGAGGUUCCCAGCAAGGCGAUUCCUCCCAUUACAAGCAAUAUUCCAGAAAACAGUGGUAGAGGCAAUGAAACAGCGCCGAAUGACCAGGAAACCUCAGUUGCUACUCAUGAGGACCAGCCUCCUGCUACAACUGCAAACAUUUCGGCCCCAUCAACUCCAAACCUGAACAAUAGCCAAGAUAACCAGGCACCAUCAACCAAAGACAGAGACGACAACCAGGCCCCAUCAGCUUCAAAUGGGAACCAUGAAAACAACCCAAGUAGUACACCCACAACCAGCAACAACCCAGGCAACCAGGCUCCAUCCACCUCAAAUGACAAUAGCACAGAAGCACCUUCCAUCACCAAUGAUAACAACCAAGCUCCAUCAACCGCAAAUGCCAGCAGUCAAGCCCCGGCUUCCCAAAACAACAACUAUACAUCACCAACAGAUGCCAGCGGGUCCACACCUUCUUCCACCACUGCUUUUCCUAGUAAUCAGAUGGGAAACAUACCUCUCUCGCCUGCAGCAUCUACCAAUGUGGCGCCUGGUGAAAACCAACAAAGUCCAACAGUUCAGUCUGGAUUUGGUAGUCCUCCUGGUCCAGAUAUGACUACCAAUGUCCCUGCUGCUGCCAUUCCAACUAUAGGCGGCCCUCCAAGUGGAUCUACUGGACCUAUUGAGGUUUCCAUUUUGGCAACAAAUAGACCCACAAUAAUACUUCCAAGUGCCCCAGCUACACCCACAGGUAUCGAGAAACAAACUCUGUCUCCCUCAGCAGUUGAAAUUCUCAAAUCAUUUUCCAACAACAAUGGCAAUGCUCCUACAGUCUUGCCACCAAUACCUGGGACUGCAACACCUCAGCCCACACUCACACCCACCGUUGAGUCUACCCUUGCGCCAUCACCACAACCCACUUAUGAGCCUACACAACUACCCAGCCCACCCCUGAACCAACCAAUGAACCAACCCCGGAGCGUACACAAGAACCAACAGAUGAUCCCACAGGCAGAAUAG